AUGGGCGCUCCAACGGAUGGAAAGACCAUUCAGGCUACGAGCAUCGGCUCAGACUCUGCCAACCUGAUCAUUGAGCUCGAGGGGCGUGAAAGGGCGGCCAAGCAGUUUCCCUGGUAUUAUGGCCCCACCUACCUCCUCUUCUGGGUGGGUCUUUUCUUCGCCGUGGUCAUACCACUCUUCCAGGCGGUGCCUACGGCUCUGAAGAUCGCCGAGGAGUCGGCCAGUCCGGGGAAAUUCGUGGCCGAGCGAGCCCAGGGCAUACUGCUGUCCAUCAGCCAGAUGGGACCACGAGUCGUGGGCGACCAUGUCAAUGAGGUGACUAUAGUGGAAUAUAUGCUCGCCGAGAUAGCGAAAGUCCGUUCGGCAAUGCGCGACGAUCUCUUCGAUUUGGAAUGUGAAGUACAACGGGUCUCGGGGUCUUAUCUUCACAAUGGCUUGGUCAACCACUACCAAGGUGUGCAGAACGUGAUCGUAAAGUUGAGCACGAGGACGUCCAACAGCUCCUCAUAUUUGCUGGUUAACAGUCACUACGACACCAAGCCCGGAUCGCCGGGUGCCGGCGACGAUGCCUACAUGGUGGCGGUAAUGCUGGAGGUUCUCCGACAGAUGGCCAUAUCCGCUGAUCUGUUCCUGCAUCCCAUUGUGUUCCUCUUCAAUGGGGGCGAGGAACAGCCAAUGCUGGGCUCCCACGGCUUCAUCACACAGCACCGAUGGUCCGCCAAUUGCAAAGCGCUGAUUAACUUGGACGGCUCGGGCGGUCGUGAGCUGCUCUUCCAGGGCGGUCCCAAUCACCCGUGGCUGAUGGAACAUUACAAAAAAAGUAUCCCGCACCCGUUCGCCACAACCACGGGCGAAGAGAUAUUCCAAGCUGGCCUAAUACCUUCGGACACCGACUUCAGGAUCUUCCGUGACUUUGGCGUCGUACCGGGCCUGGACAUGGCUGGCAUUUACAAUGGAUUCGUCUAUCACACUGAGUUUGAUCGGUACACCGUCAUAUCCGGCGGCGCCCUCCAGAGCACUGGGGACAAUGUGCUGGCCCUAGUUCAAAGUAUCUCCAAUGCCCACGAGAUGUAUGACACGGAGCCGUACUCUGAGGGCCAUUCGGUGUUUUUCGACUUUAUCGGGCUCUUCUUCGUGUUCUACAAAGAGUCCACUGGCGUGGUACUCAACAUCUGCUUUUCUAUUGGGGCCAUGCUGCUCGUCUGCCUCUCCCUGUGGCGCAUGCGCAAGGUGUCGGGUCACGCCGUUGGAACCUUUGCCGGCGCGUUCGGAGUACAAUUCCUGUUGGCACUUGCCGGUUUCGUUCUGGCCCUGGCACUGCCCCUGAUCAUGUGCGUCUUGUACGAUGCAGGAGAUCGUACCCUGACUUACUUUAGCAACAGUUGGCUGGUCAUCGGUCUCUUCAUUUGCCCCUCGGUGAUUGGCCUUAUUCUGCCGCUGACCCUCUAUCUGACUCUUCGGCCAAAUGAGAAGAUCACGCAUGCCUACCACUUGCAGAUCGCGGGGCAUGCCUACUGCGUCCUCCUGGCGGUCCUGUGUCUGGUGACAACGGCUCUAAGCAUCCGCAGUGCCUACUUAUUCCUCAUUUCUAUCGUAUUCUAUGUGGGAGCUCUGAUCAUCAAUCUGGUGACCCGUCUGCAUUGCCGAGGAUACUACUGGUCCUUCGUGCUCGGAGCUAGCCAGCUGAUGCCGUUCCUCUACCAUGCCUAUCUAUUCCACAUGUUUAUCGUGAUACUCAUACCAAUGGUCGGACGAUUUGGUGUCACAACCAAUCCCGACACCAUCAUAGCCGUACUGUGUGCGUUCGGCACGAUUCUGUCCUUGUCUUUUGCGGCUCCCCUCAUAAAUAUGUUCCGGCGACCCAAGAGUAUGCUCGGAGGCUUGGCGCUGGCGAUGUUCGUGUUCUGCAUGAUCUCCGUCUCCGAUGUUGGAUUUCCCUACCGCCCAAAGACCAAUGUGAUGCGUGUAGAUAUGAUGCAAGUGCACCGCAGAUUCUUCGAGCACGAUGGAUCCAUGAGCUCGGAAAACAGCGGCUACUAUCUGCAUAUGCUGGACAGGAACAAGGACGGGCCUCUCCACGAUACGAUGAACCUCACUGGUCUCACUCGCCUGGGCGAGGACUGUGACUCGGAGCUGAUGUGUGGCAUUCCCUGCUACCGUUGGUGCUCCGCUCGCAAAGAGGCGCGUUGGUUGCCACGGGAAGAGCCCGUGCAGCUGCCGUACCCCACUGUUCUGGAGCUGGUUAACAAGACUGUCCUGGCCAGGGGCGAUCAGGCCCGCUUGGAAUUCCGGCUGUCAGGCCCUCCCAACAUGGGACUCUUCUUCAAGCCCCGCAGUGGAGUGAAGCUGCUGAGAUGGUCAUUUGCUCAGGGCAUGCUGGACAACCCCGCCACGUAUAGGCCACCGCUGCAAGUCCAGAUAACCUACGGCAUAGACAGCACUCCCAUUGAGUUCUACGUGGAACUAUCGAAGGACAAUGGAAAUUUCGAUGAACCCAUUUGCGAGCUUGGCGUCUCCGGGCACUACGUGGGUCCCAGGGUCGAGCGGGACGCUUUGAGCGAGCAGUUCCUGGCCACGCUGCCCGACUACACCUUCUCCAUGCAGUGGCCGAGCAGCUACGCACGUUAUAUAUACUAAGAAUGUAUUAAUUUAAGCGCCAGAUUAAGGAGAUCUUGUAUAAGUAAAAGUAAAGGUACCAUAAGUGUGGGC
Messenger RNA from Drosophila persimilis, 2709 nucleotides. RefSeq names its product endoplasmic reticulum metallopeptidase 1. The record is from RefSeq and is a predicted model, not a curated record. Gene Ontology annotation, biological process: proteolysis. The transcript is spliced from 12 exons. Gene Ontology annotation, molecular function: metalloexopeptidase activity. Lineage: Eukaryota; Metazoa; Arthropoda; Insecta; Diptera; Drosophilidae. The coding region runs from base 1 to 2637 and encodes 878 amino acids.